AUAUCCCAUCCAACCAUUUAAUCAGACAUUCCCCAUAAUACUUUAGAAACAAACAAGACACCUCAGCUUCUACCUGACCCAGAACCCCAUCGUAUGCCCAUACGUAACAUCUGAAACACCUCUCUGAAAGCUUUUCAUCAGAAAAGCAGUACGAUUGGCUACAGAGACCUCAUCUCAGUAGAAUCAACCAUACCGAACAACGCCGUUAACAUGAACUAAACCGGUCAUUAGCCCAAAAGACAGCCCCCGCAGCGACAGUGGCGUGCAUUAGACUACCCUUCGGUCCAGAUAAGCAUUUCAAGCAAUAUAAACUUUGCGUCAGUCCAGACGGUCAAGAAAUUGACACGCAGCAAUGGUGUGUGGCCCUUGGAUCCAAGGCAGCGAAUGCCAGGCAUUCUUCAAGACCUCUCGGGCAUUUCCAUUUUUUCUUUUUUUGCGGCUGUGUGAGCCCAACCGGGCGAGGUACAGGGCUUCUGCAUACGCAUGCGUAAUCGGGGAUGUUUAGGGCUAUUGCUCCAGACAAAAGUUUGUUUUGUUUUUCUUUUUGUUGUUGCCUUGUGUGGUACGCCUAGCGCUGCCUAUAGACGGAUUAGGAGAAAACAAGUUGUCCGAUGUUGGCAUGAUAAUGGCUCGUAUUAUGUUCUUGGGUCAUCGGGUAAAAAGUCAAUCGGGGUUGAUAUGGAACAGGUUUGACUACUGUUGGGUAAGAACUAGUAGUAGUUUUGGCAGGUUCGUAUUGUAAACCUCACAUAUCGGUACUGUGAAGACGUUGGUUAUUUAUAGUUAGUAUAAGGUAUUUUUUUCUGCGUGUAGAAGUGCAGAGCGCACAUGACUCUGUGUCCCAGAAAGGUGAAAGAUAUUUAGGAAGGAAGAGGAAAACAAACAUGUUCGCUCUAUGGUUCGGUGUUUAGUCUCCUACUUCAGUUUGAUAUAGGAGACUUGGGUAUAAACGCCACUUUACCCCUCCAAAGAGACUCAUCCAUGGCUUCGGGAAUGUAGAACCUCUUUCCCUUUAAGUUUAUUAUGGUUU
This is a messenger RNA of Aspergillus alliaceus, 1030 nucleotides long. RefSeq lists its product as uncharacterized. The transcript has a single exon. The record is from RefSeq and is a predicted model, not a curated record. NCBI's taxonomy places the organism in Eukaryota, Fungi, Ascomycota, Eurotiomycetes, Eurotiales, Aspergillaceae. Bases 484 to 693 code for a protein of 69 amino acids.